AUGUCGGAGACACCUCUACUAUCCCGUUCAUCUCGCUCAUCAUCGUCGGCUUCCUCAUCCUCCUCAUCACUCACCAGUCUCAUAAGUUCACCCAUCCUCAACCCUCUGAGUAAAUCACCCUCGUACUCUUACAAACUGCCUUCACCCGUCUCAUCAUCUUCGAACAAGAAGUCCAAUCCUAACAAACGUAAAUUCCGAUCGAUAGUACUACAGUUGCUCGCCUUGAUAGUAGUCCUCUCAUGGGUCACAUAUCCUUUUGUCAGAUCCUCGAGCUCUAGUCAAAUCAUUUCUUUGAAGAUACAUCCAGCCGUAGAAAGUCUUAUUUCCAAAACCAAAACACAGUCACCAUCCGGUCAUUCCCACCAGUCCGAUUUAGGGAGGAGAGAGGCUUACGUUACGUUUUUAUCAUCCAUAUCCGAUACCAAUUACCUGUUAUCAACUAGAUUAUUGAUAUAUCAGCUACUCCACGAUCCUCUUACCCGCGAUUCUACCAGCUCAAGAGACGUUGUAGUACUCACUACACCGCAUAUCGAUAUGGACACAGAGGAUUUACUGAAGAAAGAAGGAGCAGUAGUACACAGAGUGGAAUUGUUGGACGGUUUUGACUUACCUGAUGAAGUGAAUGGUCAUUGGAAAGAUCAAUAUACCAAACUCAAUAUAUUCAAUUUAACGACAUACGAUGAAAUACUAUAUCUGGAUAACGAUGUUCUCCUUUUGAAGUCUCUCGAGGAUAUAUGGAAUAGUGAAGGAUCGGAUUUACCCCAUGGAAUAGGCGGUGUAGGAGAGAAUAGUAAGAUCUAUCUACAAAAUUCGGACUUGAGAAUACCUCCUCCCGAACGGUUAAAAGCUCAAGACAAAGAUUACCUAAAUGCUGGAUUCAUGUUGAUCAGACCUGAAGAACGGUUGUUUGAGAGUCUGAGAGCUACGAAAGGGUAUGAUACGUUUUAUAUGGAACAGGCACUCAUCAAUCAGUAUGCCUCUUGGGAAGGCAAUCAUCCCUGGACACCAUUGAAUCAUUUGUUCGUCUCCCAUUUCCCCAAAACAUCAGAUACACAGGAAGGUUAUCAUUCCCUUCACGCGAAAAUGUGGAAGGAUCCUGUAACUCCGGCUGUCAAGCGGAUUUGGGAAGAAGCCGUAGGAAGGAUGGAGGAGUAUUGGAGGUGGCACGAUGAAGAAUAG
Messenger RNA from Kwoniella mangroviensis CBS 8507, 1179 nucleotides. RefSeq lists its product as uncharacterized. Gene Ontology annotation, molecular function: glycosyltransferase activity. NCBI's taxonomy places the organism in Eukaryota, Fungi, Basidiomycota, Tremellomycetes, Tremellales, Cryptococcaceae. Gene Ontology annotation, cellular component: cytoplasm. The record is from RefSeq and is a predicted model, not a curated record. The coding region runs from base 1 to 1179 and encodes 392 amino acids. The transcript has 5 exons.